CCCUUUUGGACAUCGUGUAUAUAUGUUAAGUAUUUCAGUCAAAUCGACAUUACUCGUGCAUGUUUGUUUCUUGUUAAGGUUCAAUACUGUCUCAACAAGUAAAUCCUAUUGGUAUUUCAAGAUGACGCUGACUAUUACGUAAUAAUGUAGGAUUAAUUUCUUUACCACUGACCUGGCAUGAUUUCUAAUUUAUUUCUAGAACUAAUGGUACGUAUCAAAAAUCGAUACCUCGUUUGUUUCAUUUCGAUUCAACCUCAAAAUUCCAGUUCAUUUAUACCAGGUUAUCCUGGCUGCCAAAAGGAGGAUACAGCGGCGAUGCGCUUGAGCGAGUCUGAUUUAUUGGCCAUGAUAAAACAAAACAUCACCCUUACACACGGUUCACUUGGAGUCGGUAAAUGUAUGUCUCGCUUAAGAGUAAUUCACUGGUGUCCUGCUUCCGGUUUAUUGAUUAUACGUUGCCUUCGUAGCAUGUCUGUUUACGUCCAAACAGCACUCUCUUUGGUUACUCACUUAGAUCUCAAUGGACAAAAAAGGAAAUCGGUAAUCGACAUUUAUCAUACAAGCGGUACAGUCAGAGGCUGUCAAAAAUUCCUAGUCAUGUUUUACUCUCAUAAUUUAUUCUCAAGACCAGAACAAUUAUUUCGAACAGCCUUGUCUAUUGCUGUUGAACGAAAUAUGAUUUCUCCAUAUCCACCAUACAUCAAUGAAGAAUCCUAA
This is a messenger RNA of Schistosoma intercalatum, 717 nucleotides long. Lineage: Eukaryota; Metazoa; Platyhelminthes; Trematoda; Strigeidida; Schistosomatidae. The record is from the annotation of a GenBank genome assembly.